Malania oleifera is the source of this 1992-nucleotide messenger RNA. Its product is annotated as fasciclin-like arabinogalactan protein 1. Lineage: Eukaryota; Viridiplantae; Streptophyta; Magnoliopsida; Santalales; Ximeniaceae. Bases 358 to 1782 code for a protein of 474 amino acids. Gene Ontology annotation, cellular component: plasma membrane. The record is from RefSeq and is a predicted model, not a curated record. The transcript has a single exon.
AAUUUUAAACCCGUUUGGUGGGUAAGUGAUUAAAUUACCAAAGAAGAGAAAAAAUAGGUAGGCUCAAAUCAUUAACCCCCCAAGGCAAAAAACCUCUCACCUCACCAAACAUUUUUGAAAAAAUGUUUUUAGAUCUAAAAGGCUUUCGUAGAAGCAUCCCCAAUCAUUAAACUUUACUAUAAUCUCCAUUUCCUUUUAAUCUUAAUGAUGUACACUGCGGGGCCAAAUCUCAAUCUAAUCCCACUUUCCAAAAACUAAAUUCCUAAACAAUAAAUAAAUAAAUAAAUAAUAAAUGAAACUCCCAAACAAAGCACAACUGGCGUACACCGCAGUGGCACUAACCGUAAUUUAAUCCAAAUGAGAGGGGCAUGCCCUAUAUGGCAACAAAUCAUCCCCGGACCGCUCCUACUUACUGAGGCCACUCGUCUCUCCGCUCCACUGUCUUCUCCAAUCUCAGCACAAACAGCGCAGACCACUUUCUCUUUUUCUCUCCCUCUCUCUCUCUCUCUCUCUCUCUCUCUAACCCGGCACGCAAUGCAGCUCAUCUCGGCCGCCGGCGUCGCCGCCGGGACCGUUCUCUUCCUCCUCUUCGCCGCAGCCUCCAUGACGGAGGCCCACAACAUUACCCGCAUCCUGGGGCCUCACCCGGAGUUCUCUACCUUCAACCACUACCUUAGCCUGACUCACCUCGCGGCGGAGAUCAACAGCCGGGAGACAAUCACCGUCUGCGCCAUCGACAACGCCGCCAUGUCCGACCUCCUUGCGAAACACUACACUCUCUCCACCAUAAAAAAUGUCCUCUCUCUCCACAUCCUCCUCGACUACUUCGGCACCAAGAAGAUCCACCAGAUCACCAACGGCUCCGCCCUCGCCGCUACCAUGUACCAGACCACCGGAAACGCCCCCGGCUCCUCCGGCUUCGUCAACAUCACCGACCUCAAAGGCGGCAGGGUCGGCCUCGGUUCCGCGAACAACGACGGCAAUCUCACUUCCACGUUCGUCAAAUCCCUCGACGAGAUCCCCUACAACAUCUCUGUCAUCCAGAUCAGCCACAUCCUCUCCUCGCCGGCCGCCGAAGCCCCCACGCCCUCCCCCAGCCACCAGAAUAUCACCGCCAUCAUGUCCGCCCACGGUUGCAAAGUCUUUGCCGACACUCUCCUCGCCAAUCCCGACGCCGAGAAGACCUUCAACGAUGGUAUUGAUGGCGGACUCACGAUCUUCUGCCCCAUCGACGACGUCUUCAAGAAAUUCCUCCCCAAGUACAAGAACCUCACUGCCGAUGGCAAGCUUUCGCUGCUCCUCUUCCACGGCGUUCCCGUCUACCAGUCGUUGGCGAUGCUCAAGUCCAACAACGGCAUCAUGAACACCCUAGCCACCGACGGAGCCAACAAGUACGACUUCACGGUGCAGAACGACGGUCAGGACGUCACGCUGAGGACGAAGAUCGUAACUGCCAAACUCACCGGAACGCUCCUCGACGACCAGCCGCUCGCGAUCUACACCGUCGACAAGGUUCUCCUGCCGAAGGAGCUCUUCAAGGCGGAGGUGCCGGCGCCGGCUCCCGCCCCGGAGGCGGAGUCCCCGAAGAAGUCUCCAAAAAAGUUGCCGAAAAAAGCUUCACCACCGUCGCCGCCCAGCGAUUCGGACUCGCCGGACUUGGCACCCAGCGACGAUGCGGCCGACCAGACAGCGGACAACAACGGCGCCGUUAGAUUUAUCGGGGCGAGAUUUGGUUCAGUGAUGGGUUUGAGUCUUUGGCUUGUACUGCUGAACCUCAUGUGAGUUUUUUUGUUUUUUUAGAAAAAAAAUUUCUGAUUAUUUUAUUUUAUUGUUUUUUUUCUAGGUUUUUAUUUUAUUUAGUUUUUUUUUUUUUUGGGAUGGUUACAAUAAUUGUGGCCUUUAUGGGCCCAAUUUAAUUUGUAUUAUUGGGUGUGUUGUAAUUGUUUUUUUUUUAAAUAUAAUGAGAGGAUUGGACGGUUGUGAUUUGUUUCA